AUGGUCCCACCUGACGCCGCCGACGCCACACUUCCGUCCGCCGACGAGCUCCGCGCCGAGGAGGAGGCGAGGCAUAUGAGGCGUGAGGCGGAGAUCGAGCGCUCGUGGAGCAAGGAGGUCGUAGUGGAAGGCGGUGGGCGGCAGGCGUGGCCGGGCGCUCGAGCGACGCUCCACGUCGUCAGCACCGUCGUCUCGUCUCGCUCGGGCGAGGGCGUCGGCUCUGUCUUUGAGGACAGCCGCCCUCUCGGCGUGCCGCGGCUGCUGCUGCUCGGCCGCGGUAUCCUCGUGCCAGGCCUCGAGCGCGCGGUCGGCGGGAUGCGCGAGGGCGAGAGUGCGCGCGUCGUCGUGCAGCCCGAGGGUGCGUACGGCGACGCCGGCUCGCCGGCGGCGCCUCGCGUGCCCGGCUCUGCCGUCGUCACGUACGAGGUCGAGCUGGUGAAGCUCGAGGAGGAGGCGGAGCUGUGGGACCUCUCCUUCGACGACAAGCUGCGCCUCGCCGCCGAGCGGCGCGAGCGCGGCAACGCACUCUACCGCGGGCUCGCCUUCGCGGCGGCGGACGAGGAGUACGAGCAGGGGAUGCGGUACCUCGUCUACAUGCCCCAGCCCGAGGACGGCCAGCUGGCGCCACUCGAGGAGGCGACGGUGCGGAUGCAGCUCAACCUGUGCGCCGCCAAACUGCGCACCGGCCGCGAGGCGGCCGCCCUCGCCCACGCCGACAAGGUGCUCGAGCUGAGGCCGGAGCACCCUAAGGCGCUCUACCGCAAGGGGCAGGCGCACACGCAGCUGGGCGCGUACGCGGAGGCGUCGCUCGCGCUCACCCGCGCAAAGGCGGCGGCCGAGGCCGAGGCGGACAGCAGCGCCGCCGCCGCCGUCGAGAAGGAGGAGGCGCGCCUCGCCGAGCGGCGGCAGCGGCACGCGAGGCAGCGAAAGGCGGCGUACCGGAGGAUGGUCGGCGGAGGGGCGGGUGAGGCCCGAGGCGAGGCAAACGCCGAGGCGGCCGAUCAACCGCGGGCGGCGGCCGGCGGCGGCCUCCGUGUUGGAGUGGCGGCCGCCGUUUUGGUUGCGGCCGGCGCGGUGGCGCUCGCUGCGGCAGCUUUAGCUAGCAGCUGGGGC
Emiliania huxleyi CCMP1516 is the source of this 1113-nucleotide messenger RNA. RefSeq lists its product as hypothetical. Gene Ontology annotation, molecular function: protein binding; peptidyl-prolyl cis-trans isomerase activity. The annotation marks the transcript as partial. The record is from RefSeq and is a predicted model, not a curated record. The transcript has 5 exons. NCBI's taxonomy places the organism in Eukaryota, Haptophyta, Isochrysidales, Noelaerhabdaceae.